UAAAAUGAUCGGAAUUGUGUUCGUGUUACAGUGAAACUGAAACCGAGGAUGCAAAACGACGUCGUCUACUCCACCGCCUCAGGCCGCUUCGGAACCUCCGCAAUGUCACCACCGCAGCCUCAAAGCUACAGCGCCGGUUACGAUGCCGUCUUCUCCUCCUCAAUCUUCGGUCCGAAGCUUUCUCCCGUCGCACCUUACGGCGACGAAUCAGACUCCGACACGUUACAGGCCUACCGCAACAAGCUCUACCAGUCUCUGCUGGUCCAGAACCGCCAGGAGAUGGUCAAUCGCCACAGCCUCUGCCUGAAGCGCCUCCACGAGGCGGCGGAGGAGGCCGACGCGCUCCGCCUCGAGAACAGCCACCUCCACAACGUCAACGCCGAGCUGAACAAGCAGCUCAGCCUCCUCAUCCAAGCCUCCAUCCGAAAAGAGAUCGAAGCUUCUACGAGCGCUGUAAUGCAGAGGUCGCCGUUUGGAAUCGUCAACAGGAUUCGCGCCCUGUCAAUUGACGGCAAGUCGUCGACUCAUGAGGAAGAAGACUUCAGCGAUCAGAGUCCGAUGAGUGACGUCAUGGAUAAUGAAGAGGCGGAGAAUGUUAAUGUGGAGAGGACUGCGCUGCCGAAGAGCAUAUCGGUGAGGUCCAGCGGCUACGUGAAGCUUCCUCCGGUGACCGCUGCUACUAACGCCGCCGCUCGGACUCGCACCGCGGCCAGAUCUCGAAUCGCCAAGGCGGCAAGUGCUUCACAAAAGGUGUACGUUCCAGGAAUGAAGAAAGAGGAGGUGCCACUUGAACUGGAGGUGUUCAACCAGGGCAUGCUAAAGACUGAACUCUGCAACAAAUGGCAGGAGUCUGGUGACUGCCCUUACAAGGACCACUGCCAAUACGCUCACGGAGUUGAGGAGCUGCGCCCUGUGAUUCGCCACCCACGCUACAAGACUGAGGUCUGCAGAAUGGUGCUAGCUGGUGAUGUCUGUCCAUAUGGCCAUCGCUGCCAUUUCCGCCACGCACUUACUGAGGAGGAGAAACAGCUUGCCGGUGGUAACAUUAAACUCAGCAGGCCAAUCAGGUAAAAUAUGAUGGAAGACAGUAAGUGAUAAAGAGAGAGAGACAGCAAGGGUUGAGCACAGUAUUGAUGUUUAUAUUGCAUGCCCUCAGUAUAUAAUGCCUAGUUAUAUGUUGGUAAGUGUAAGUAUGGAAAUGCAUAACAUGGUAGGAAUAAUUACCAGGCGGCAGAAGCGCAGCAGAUGGACAAGAGAUGAGGUUCCCAGAGAUCUGCCUCUUGUUUCUUUUGUAUGUGAUGAAUUUUCAUAGGUAUAUGAGAUGUUAAUAUGGCGAUCAAACCAUACUACCAACCAUGAAGAAACUUUCUAUGGUUGACAUGUUAAUAUGUUUUCGGUUUGG
Messenger RNA from Argentina anserina (silverweed cinquefoil), 1402 nucleotides. RefSeq names its product zinc finger CCCH domain-containing protein 15. Lineage: Eukaryota; Viridiplantae; Streptophyta; Magnoliopsida; Rosales; Rosaceae. Bases 49 to 1071 code for a protein of 340 amino acids. Gene Ontology annotation, molecular function: mRNA binding; metal ion binding. The record is from RefSeq and is a predicted model, not a curated record. The transcript has 2 exons.